UCCUCCCAAGCAGCAGAGGGCUCCGGGCUGCCGGCUCCGUAACGGGAGGGCGGGGACGGAGCUGGAAGCCGUACUAGUGGCUGGAGCCGGCGAAGGGGCGGGAGUCGGGUCCGGUCCGGGAGCACGAAAGCAGGACAGGAGUCAUGCAGACUUCAGUAACGUCUCUAGCCAGAAAGGAGGCCGUUCAGGCUGCAGCCAGAGAGCUGCUCAAGUUCGUGAACCGAGGACCCUCUCCCUUUCACGUGGUGGCAGAAUGUCGAAGCCGACUCCUCCAGGCCGGCUUCCAAGAGCUCAAAGAGACUGAGAAAUGGGAGCUGCAGCCUGAAUGCAAGUACUUUGUGACCAGGAACUCCUCCACCAUCAUCGCAUUUGCAGUGGGGGGCCAGUAUUCUCCAGGCAAUGGCUUUAGCCUCAUCGGGGCCCACACGGACAGCCCUUCCCUGCGGGUGAAGCGCAGGUCCCGACGGAAUCAUGCAGGCUUCCUGCAGGUUGGUGUAGAAACUUACGGGGGCGGCAUCUGGAGCUCCUGGUUUGACCGUGACCUCACGUUGGCUGGACGAGUCAUUAUCAAGAAUCCUACCUCAGACCAAAUUGAACAGCGGCUGGUGCACUUGGAGAAGCCGAUACUGCGCAUCCCACACUUGGCGAUUCAUCUUCAUCGGACCGUCAAUGAGAGCUUUGGUCCCAACGCUGAGACCCACUUAAUACCCAUUCUGGCCACAGCAGUCCAGGAAGAGCUGGAGAAGGGGAUGCCUGAUUCAGGGGCUCCUACUAACCAGAUGGACCGACACCAGUCAGUGCUUAUGUCUCUUCUGUCUGCCCAGUUGGGGCAGAGCCCUGAGGACAUCCUGGAGAUGGAAUUGUGUCUCGCAGACACUCAGCCUGCGGUCCUGGGAGGUGCCUUUGAGGAGUUCAUCUUUGCUCCCCGGCUGGACAACCUGCACAGCUGCUUCUGUGCCCUCCAGGCUCUGAUUGACUCCUGUUCAGCCCCAGCAUCCCUUGCCUCCGACCCUAACGUUCGAAUGGUUGCACUGUAUGACCAUGAAGAGGUUGGAUCGCAGAGUGCACAGGGAGCAGAGUCGUUGCUGACAGAGCUGGUCCUCCGGCGUAUCUCAGCCUCAGCCCAGAAUAUGACAGCCUUUGAGGAGGCAAUACCUAAAUCCUACAUGAUCAGUGCUGACAUGGCCCACGCUGUACACCCUAACUACCUGGAUAAACAUGAAGAAAACCACCGACCCUUUUUCCACAAGGGCCCUGUGAUCAAGGUGAACAGUAAACAACGCUAUGCGUCCAAUGCUGUGUCCGAGGCACUGAUCCGAGAGGUGGCAACCCGCGUUGGGGUGCCACUUCAGGAGUUCAUGGUUCGGAAUGAUUCCCCCUGUGGCUCGACCAUCGGGCCCAUCCUCGCUUCUCGUCUGGGGCUGCGGGUGCUUGAUUUGGGCAGCCCCCAGCUGGCCAUGCACUCCAUCCGUGAGAUGGCAUGUACCUCCAGUGUGUUGCAGACCCUCACUCUCUUUAAGGGCUUCUUCGAGCUGUUUCCUGUUGUGAGCCGCAAUUUUGCAGUCAAUUGAGGCCUCUCAAGAGCUUCUCUUCCCUUCCUUAUCUCAUUAAGUCGUAGAAUGUCAGUUCUCACCUGACUCAGACUUGAAAUAUUAAAAUAAAUUUUUCAUUUGUU
Messenger RNA from Phascolarctos cinereus (koala), 1675 nucleotides. RefSeq names its product aspartyl aminopeptidase (gene DNPEP). Lineage: Eukaryota; Metazoa; Chordata; Mammalia; Diprotodontia; Phascolarctidae. Gene Ontology annotation, biological process: proteolysis. Gene Ontology annotation, molecular function: zinc ion binding; aminopeptidase activity. The record is from RefSeq and is a predicted model, not a curated record.